UUCUCAUUCCGUCGUUUCCCAUUAACUUCAUAUUCUAUCAUAAUUUUCGUCCACACGAUUCCAACUUCUUGCCUUGCACGUGACUAUUUCAUGCAAACUUCAAUUUUCUUCUUCUUCUUCUUCUUCUUUUUUUUUUUUCUAAAUAGUUUUUUAUUUGAUUAAUAUUUGAAAAUCCCCAAAACUAGAAAGUAAUUAGUGUUUGUUUACCGAGAAAAUCAGAGAGAAAAUUUAGAGGGAAUUUUGGAUAUAAAUUUCUCAAAAUUUUCAACCUCAAUUCUUCAAUUUCCUAUUUUUUAAUUGGUCAAUAAAUCUUCAAUUUCCCUCUCUUCCUCUUCACUUUCAAUUCCCUUCCGCUCUUCUUCUUCUAUUUCUCUCCGAUCCCACCUUCGAAUUCUCUUCCCCAAUUCCAAUCUCUUUUUCGAUUUCUUAAUCUUUUCUCUUUUCGAAAUUCUUCUUUUCUCCUCGUUUUCCUCCACCCCAUUUGAUCUCAUUCACUUUCAAUCUCGAUUUCUUGCCCUUUUUUACGAUGUGAUUCUUACGCUCUCGGCCCGCCCAGAAGAAAUUCACGGCUGGCUUUGAUUAUUUAGUUGUCAAUCUUAUUCUAAAUUUCAACGGUUUCCUUCUUCGAUUUGAUUCUCGAAUCAACAAUGGUGUCCGCAUCGAUUCAGAAGAACAUGCACUCUCUUCUUGUAGCCAAUCUCACGAAGCUAACGAUUCCUUCAUCUUCUUCUUCUUCUUCUCCUUCUGCAUCAGCCGCCGCCGUUCACGACUUUGAUUUCAACGAUGUCUUUGGCCCUACUAAUCCGUCCCCGUCAUCUUUUCACGGGGACCCACAACACCAUGAACAGCAACAACCAGUGGUUAUUCACAAUAGAUCUCAUUCAUUUGUGGGUCCUUCUCCCCGGUUAACUCCUCCAGCUUCUCUUCCUUUUUUCCGAGAAGUCGAUUCACAGAGCGAAGGGGAGGAGGAGGAAGAAGAAGAAAAUGACCUAGAAAUCUCGACUCGUGAUGGAGCUCAAGAGGAGGAGAAAAGGGUUGGUGAAACUGAAAAUUGUAGUGGAGAAAAUGUACAGGGGAAGAUUGGAGUUGGGGAUUUUGAUAUUCUUCGAGUUGUGGGAAAAGGGGCGUUUGGUAAGGUCUUUUUGGUGAGGAAGAAAGGGAAUUGUAAAGGAAACGGUUCUGAUAAUGAUGAGAUUUAUGCUAUGAAAGUCAUGAGAAAGGAUACUAUUAUAAAGAAGAAUCAUGUGGACUAUAUGAAGGCUGAGAGAGAUAUUCUCACAAAAGUUGCUCAUCCUUUCAUUGUUCAGCUUCGCUACUCUUUCCAGACCAAAUCAAAACUUUAUUUGAUUCUUGAUUUCAUAAAUGGGGGACAUCUCUUUUACCAUCUGUACAGGCAGGGGAUCUUCAGUGAGGAUCAGGCAAGAGUCUAUGCAGCUGAGAUCGUAUCGGCUGUUUCGCAUCUUCACAAUUGUGGCAUUGUGCACCGUGAUCUCAAGCCUGAGAACAUUCUCAUGGAUGCUGAUGGACAUGUAGUGCUUACUGAUUUUGGACUGGCCAAGGAGAUUGAUGAAUCAAGUCGGUCGAAUUCGUUGUGUGGAACAACUGAAUACAUGGCUCCAGAAAUCUUGCUUUCUAGAGGCCAUAACAAAGAUGCUGAUUGGUGGAGUGUUGGAAUCCUCUUGUAUGAAAUGCUUAGUGGCCAGCCACCAUUCACACACACCAAUAGAAAGAAGCUUCAAGAAAGAAUAAUCAAAGAGAAAGUGAAGCUUCCACCAUACCUAAGCACUGAAGCUCACUCUUUGCUCAGAGGGCUGCUAGAAAAGGAGCCUUCUAAAAGAUUAGGUAGUGGACCGAAGGGAGGAGACGAGAUAAAAAACCAUAAAUGGUUUCGACCUGUGAACUGGAAGAAAUUGGAGUGUAGGGAGCUGCAACCGAAAUUCAAACCGGAUGUCAGUGGGAAUGACUGCACAGCAAAUUUCGAUCACUGUUGGACAGCAAUGCCCCCUGACGACUCACCAGCUCCGACCCCAACAGAUGGUGGACACUUCCAGGGAUAUAGUUAUGUUGCUCCUAACCUUUGGCUUUCAUCAUCUGGAUAGAAUUGCUGAUCAUGAUGUUUUCACUAUAUACUGGUAAAUGCAACUGUACAUGAGUCCUAUACUGCCAUUAAAUUAUUGCUUGUUUCACAAUUCAGUGACUGGCAAUCUUUCAGAUACUUUCAAAUGCUUGUGUUAAUUCAAUGUGACUUCUUCUAGACUUCCCAAGUUCUCUCUGUCUCUCCUGUGAUCAAAAGUACUGUUUUUUAACUUUUUUAUUUUGCAAAUACUCUUAUCAAGUGUUAAUGAAAGUUGAUUUACACUUUGGUUCAUCA
Cucumis sativus (cucumber) is the source of this 2371-nucleotide messenger RNA. Its product is annotated as serine/threonine-protein kinase AtPK2/AtPK19. The coding region runs from base 648 to 2099 and encodes 483 amino acids. Gene Ontology annotation, molecular function: ATP binding; protein serine/threonine kinase activity. The record is from RefSeq and is a predicted model, not a curated record. The transcript is spliced from 6 exons. Gene Ontology annotation, biological process: protein phosphorylation. Lineage: Eukaryota; Viridiplantae; Streptophyta; Magnoliopsida; Cucurbitales; Cucurbitaceae.